AUGCAGAAAGAUCAACUCAAAAAGGAUAUUAAAGAGGUAAAGUUUUUCACUGAGUACGGAGAAGCCAACAGAUACAAAAUUCUGGAAGUGAUUGGUAAGGGCAGCUACGGAGUUGUUUGUGCAGCAAUUGACACACACACUGGUGGAAAAGUUGCAAUCAAGAAGAUUCAUGAUGUUUUUGAACAUAACUGCGAUGCCAUUAGAAUCCUCAGGGAAGUCAAGUUGCUAAGACUUUUAAGACACCCUGAUAUUGUUGAGAUUAAGCGGAUUAUGUUGCCGCCUUCAAAGAGGGAAUUUAAAGAUAUUUAUGUUGUAUUUGAGCUCAUGGAGUCUGAUCUCCAUCAAGUCAUCAAAGCUAACGAUGACUUGACCCGUGAACACCAGCAGUUUUUUCUUUAUCAGAUGCUUCGGGCUUUGAAGUUUAUGCAUACAGCAAAUGUAUAUCAUAGAGACCUUAAGCCGAAGAAUAUACUGGCAAAUGCAAACUGCAAACUCAAAGUCUGUGAUUUUGGACUUGCUCGAGUUGCAUUCAAUGAUACCCCAACAACAACUUUUUGGACGGAUUAUGUUGCUACAAGAUGGUAUAGAGCCCCUGAGCUAUGCGGCUCUUUCUUUGCUAAGUAUGUUUUCCGAGGGAGGACUAUUGAUCUCUCCUGGAAGUUGAAUUUAUCUGUGCUUCAGUACACGCCUGCGAUUGAUAUAUGGAGCAUUGGAUGCAUUUUUGCUGAAGUGCUGACAGGAAAGCCAUUGUUUCCUGGUAAAAGUAUCGUGCAUCAAUUAGACUUGAUCACUGAUCUUCUUGGAACACCACCAUCCGAAAUUAUUGCAGGAGUUCGAAAUGAGAAGGCAAGGAAGUACUUGAUGGAUAUGCGGAAGAAAUUUCCUGUGCCAUUUGAACGAAAAUUUCCAAAUGCUGAUCCAUUGGCACUUCGCCUAUUGCAAAGGCUUUUGGCCUUCGAUCCAAAGGAUCGGCCGACAGCUCAAGAGGCACUAGCUGAUGCUUUCUUCAAGGGUUUGGCCAAAAUUGAGAGAGAGCCUUUGUCUCAGCCAAUUUCAAGAAUGGAGUUUGAGUUCGAGAGAAGGCGGGUGUCAAAAGAUGAUAUUAAGGAACUGAUAUAUCGGGAAAUACUGGAAUAUCAUCCACAGCUGCUUAAAGAUUACAAAAAUGGAACUGAAGGCAUAAGCUUCAUGUACCCUAGUGCAAUAGACCAGUUCAGAAAGCAAUUUGCUUAUCUUGAAGAGAAUAAUGGUAAAUGUGGUCCGGUGAUUCCUCCAGCAAGGAAGCAUGUCUCCCUUCCGAGGUCCACUGUUCUCUCUAGUACAAUUCCUCCCAGUAAGCAACCAUCUUUUGCUCCAUACGCCAACAAGCAUAUUGCACAAGAGGCAUUCAAAAUUUCUAGAGCUGCAGAAUCUAAUUCUUUAAGUCAAUCAAAGGGUUUGCGGCCUCCUCCAAGAGCGCCCGCAGCCAAACCAGGUAGAAGUAUAGGGCCAGUUCACUGUGACAAUGGAGUUCACUGUGACAAUGGGAGAAGCACAAAAGAUAAUUAUGAUGCAAGAAUCUUCUACCAAAAUACUAUUCCUCAAUCAAUCUCCCCACACCCUUUCCAAAGGGUUGUUCACGCACAACAAAAUUACAAGGAUAAUUCACAAGGCAAACAUCAACCCUCACCACAGAUGCGUAGCGUGCCAGCCAGACCAGCUAUCGAUCUUAAUACCAAUCCGUAUCACCAUCGGCAGGCAAAGAAUGAUCUGUUAAACGAUCCUGUCACUGUUAUUGAUGCUAAAUUGUUGCAAGCACAAUCUCAAUUUGGUGCAGCUGGUGCUGCAGCAGUCGCUGUUGCUGCUCACGGGCAUUCUGCAGGCUUUUAG
Messenger RNA from Vicia faba (fava bean), 1869 nucleotides. The record is from the annotation of a GenBank genome assembly. NCBI's taxonomy places the organism in Eukaryota, Viridiplantae, Streptophyta, Magnoliopsida, Fabales, Fabaceae.